Gigantopelta aegis is the source of this 4821-nucleotide messenger RNA. RefSeq names its product ras association domain-containing protein 2-like. Gene Ontology annotation, biological process: signal transduction. The coding region runs from base 146 to 1714 and encodes 522 amino acids. NCBI's taxonomy places the organism in Eukaryota, Metazoa, Mollusca, Gastropoda, Neomphalida, Peltospiridae. The transcript has 10 exons. The record is from RefSeq and is a predicted model, not a curated record.
UUUUGGGCGACGGCGAGGUGGAUGGUUCGUGUGCUGUGAUUGUGUGAUUAGGUCACGGGGUGUCCUGUUUUGUCAUUUAUCUCUUGGCUGGUUUACUCACUCAACCGCAAAACUGGGUCUGUGGCAGAGUUCGCCGCUCAGUGACAUGAACAACACAUGCGGCCACUGUGGGAGGCCCGUGUAUUUUGCGGAACGCAAAACAUCCUUGGGACGUGACUGGCAUCCGAACUGUCUACGUUGCAAGGAAUGUGCCAGGGUUCUUACCCCGAGUCAACAUGCAGAGCGGAAAGGUCUUCCCUACUGCCACAACUGUUACAAGACUCUGUUCGGGCCGCUGAUUCUGGGAUAUGGGUCGAACCUGCACUCUCCGGCCAACUACAAACGCAGCAGUCAACAGGUGGACAGGUUAUCCAAUUCCAGCGACCACGAUGAGGACUACACGACAGAGAUAUUCAGUUUCAACUCCAACAGAGAAGCGAACAGUGCAAUAAGAACGGAGACACAACCAAACCAAAAGUACCACGUCAUGUACAAGAAAGUGGAACCCCCGGAUAAAAGUUUUCACACAGAACCCCCGGAUAAAAGUUUUCACACAGAACUCCCGGAUAAAAGUUUUCACACACAACCUCCAGAUAAUGGCUUUCAAUCAGAACCUCCCGACAAAGGAUUUAAUCCGGAAAAUCCGGAUAAGAGCCAAGAUAAAGAAAUUGAAAAUGAAAACCUUCAUACGCCACAGGAGGAGGAAAUGCUGAAAAAAGUUGAGAUCUACAAUGCAUAUUAUGAAGGCAAAAUCAGAAAUCAAAUUACUACAGACAAUCAAAAUGGAGAAUUGGUGAUCAGAGGUCCAUUGCGGAUAUACUGGGGUUUAUUCCGGCCCAUCCAGCUGAAGGAGAGCGAUGAUGUGAAACCUCUCCCGAUCUCCAACUGGCGGCACAGUCUGUACCCAACAGGCUCCUCGCCAAAAACAACGGUUCCUUCCUUUUCUGUAACUUCCAACGGCUUUAGUCCCACCAAGCAGCAGAUACAGAGUGGGACGUUGAAGGCCCCGUCGUCUCCGACAUUCCGUGGUGUGGACGACAGUGUGUUAUCGCAGUCGGUGGACGGUGUGGUGCGGCGGAAACACAUCAAGAAGUUCAACACUGUCGCAUACAGGGGCGACCGACCCACUAAGUGGAAACGAGCUUCCAUUAAUGGUCACAUCUAUAAUUACGAUACGAGUGUAUUCACACCGGUUCUUGGCAGCAGUACAAGUGUCACGGUAUCCAGCUCUAUGCAGACGUCACAAGUCAUCACAGCUUUACUAGAAAAAUUCAAGGUUCAGAACCAGCCAGAAGAAUACCACUUGUCUAUAGUGUCGGAGAAAGGGGAGAGAAUCCUGUCAGACAGUGACUACCCUCUUGCAGAACGGAUUCUAAACCUGGGUCCUGAUGAGACGGAGUACAAGAUAUUCAUCAAAGACCGCGAGUUGGAACCACAGAAAGACUCGCCAGUCACAGUCGCUAUACCAGAAGUGGAAGAACACGAAAACUUACCUGACGAGGUUGAGACAUUACUAAUUUUGCCUGAGGCUGUUCUUAGAGGAUUCUUAAGGAAAUUCCAACAAGACGAAGAAAACGAUGUGCAGACAUUAAAAGCCAGGUAUGAGAUGAUUAAAAAGAAAAUCAGCAGCAGACUGGAAGAAAUGCAGAGAAAUUCAGCAACAAGCACAGCAUGAGUGUGAUUCAACCUACUAUAAGUUACAACAAUCAUGUGUGUGUACAUGCGUACAUGCGUGCAUGCGUAUGUACAUACAUACAUGCAUGCAUGUGUUUAUGUGCAUGGGGAUCCCAGCAACAUUGCCUACUAAACAGUCCCACACUGGUAACCGAGUCGGCACAGUCCAGCGAUAAAGCCCAUUGACCAGAGUCUAUUACCUGUAUAUUUUCAGGAAUGAUCCUUGAAACUGGACAGAAGCUGUUUGACAAAUCUGGUUUUCAGACAUUUCUUCUUUUUAUUCUGGUUUCUUCUUCCUUUCCCACAACACACCCUCUACCCUCUUAGUAAUUGAAAUGGCAACAAAUUGUGUAUAUAUUUUUCGGAUUGUUACCAAAAAACCCAACUAAAAACACAAACAAAUGAACCAAAACACUAUCUAGUCUUUUCUCUGGCACUAAAACAGGUUUAGUUGGUAUUCCAGAUCUUUAAGAGUGUGCGAUGUCUUGAAGUGAACUAAAUAGUCUCCCAAGACGUGCAGGGCCAAAUUUAUGAAGCCUGUUUUUCUUAAACACCGGUAUUUCAGCAUUGUAACUGUAUGUAGUUAUACAUGUGUCAAUGCUUAAUUUUAACAUAGGCUCAUUAGAAUUUACAUGAGGAUGUACAUCUGUAGACUUUUUCUGAGGCAUCAAAUACCAUUGCAUUGGCACUGCCCAUCUGCCUUCUUUGUGUUCUCUAUGGUCUAAACGGGUAAAAAUUGUAUGGCGACUGCUCCUUAUAAAUCAAUCAGUUCAGAUGUUAUCCUGUCCUGUAUGCAACAAAAUCAAUUAUGUAAAUAAUUAUUAGUGGGUGAAGAAAGAAAAAUACUUAGUCAUUUACAUAACAUUGGCAGCUAAAUUGAUCCAUUUAACAUGAAAUGUUGCAGGAUUUUCUAAACAUUUGCAAUAAAUGAUUAAACUGGUCUAUUAAUUACAGGUCCGAUUGAGCUUAAUUCCUGAUUUAAAAUAUAAAUAUUUGUAAAAUUUAAUAAACUAAUUAAGAUACUAUUCAUAUAGUAAACAGCAAUGUAUAUAUAUAUAUAUAUAUAUAUAUAUAUAUAUAUAUAUAUAUAUAUAUAUAUAGAUAUAUAUAUAUAUAUAUAUAUAUAUAUAUAUAUAUAUAUAUAUAUAUAUAAAGAGAAAAACUAAUGCAGAAUAAUAAGUAAUAAUCCAUGAUAAGAGAUUAAUGGAAGACUUUGUAUGUUACUUUGAUCCAGAUGGUUGGUUGAAGAAGGCUAUUCAUUUUGUUUAUUGUUUUGCAUACCAAUAUUUACUUUGGACAGUUUCAUGGAUUACAUAUGUCUGUAUGUCCAGCUAACUUUGAUUAAAAUUAAAUUGUCCUUAAAAGGAUUUUGAAAAUGUCAUCUGUAUGUGGGAAGUGCAUAUAAAAGAUCCCUUGCUAAUAACGGACAACUUUAAUAGGUUUCCUCUGAAGCCAGCAUGUCAGAAUUACCAAAUAUUUGACAAAACGUUUAUUUUCUUGUAUGUACUCUGUAGGUGUAUACAUUUGUAGGAAAAAUAACAGUAAGUACUGCCAGUUAACCGAAAGUGAACAUGAAAGUAGCAAGACACAAUAUUUCAUGCCAGUCAUUGUUUGUGUGUAGAUUACACAAAUUUUAAUAUACUCAAACCACCAAGCAAACAGUACAUGAUUAAUCAACUACAUUUGGAAAUUGACAGUUGUAAACUGUAAACUAUUGCAAAUUAAUUUCUAGACUGAUUUCAGACACUUGAAAAAUAUUACAUAAUUUCCAAAAUCAGUUUGUUUAAAAUACAUUUGGAAUAUCGGUGUAUUACAGACCUAGGGCCUAAUUCACUUUGCGAUCCAGUACAAGGCUAAAAGACUUGCAAAGAGGAUGAUUUGUUGUCUAGCACAGCCUAAGAGAACUUUGUGAAUCGGGCCCCAGUAGUACGUAUUACAAUUUGGUUACUCAUCGGUUGUGCAAAUAAAAUUCACAUAAGUGAACAAUUGUUUACCUAGUUGAAAUUUAUGCAUACCCAACUCUGGUUAGCAAAUAUUUUGAAAUACUGUCCCCCUGAAGUAGAUGAGGGUAUGUGAUAUUUGAGGGGGUGUGAUAUUUGUGUGAAUUACAAUGCUGUAAAGAAUUUACCAGUAACAAUUUCAGAGCCUCCGGUAAGAGUACAUUACCAUAGCUGUAUCAAGAGGUUGAGUGGGGGUGGGGUGGGGGAGGGGGGAGGUGUGUGAGUGUAUAAAAAUAUGAUUUGGGUAUUGUAAAAAAAUUAAUUAGUAUUCAAAACAUCUAUAUUGCUUAAAAUAUUUAUUUUAGUGUUACUUUUUUCCCCAUUACAUCCAGAAGAAAAAUUAUAGCUAUAAAUGUAUGUGGUGUUUGUCGUUUUCAUAUAAUAAAUGUUAUAAAAGAUUUAGCAAUAGGGUUAUACCUAUUGGUGAAAAGAAAACAGAACUACAUGUAUGUUUAAAUGUUUGUUUGCAGAUUACUGUAAAUUAUUAACUGGAAUCCCAAGAGUUUUUAUUUAUUAGAGGUCAUGGUGUUAAGUUGCAAAUUACUGUAAUGGAAAGUUCCCCCUAUGUUUGUGUAGAAUACUUCUUCUUUUUUGUUGAAAACGACCAAGUAUAAAGUCUGUUAGAAUUCCUAACAUAACCUUUAAGCUACUUCUUUUCUUUCUUGCAUGUUGUCUAAAUGUCACAAGAGUUGUAUACAUAUUUUGAAAAUAAAAAAAGAAUCUGUUACUGAAGUUGAACACUGUGAAAACAACAUUUAUUAGUGUACAAUUGUUUUUGUUAUGCCUGUGAUAUUUGUAUUUCAAGGGAGGUAACUCUGUUGCGCUGAUCAUUGGUUGUGAACUAGUUUGCCUUUCUGACAAUCCACCAUUUUUGUAAACCGCAGUAUUUUCCCUGCCGUAGUUAGUUUGUACUUUUGCACAUGUUUGUAUUUUUAGAACACCAAUGUUGGUAUUAUUGUAUAAUACUUGGUGUACAUGUAUUGGGUCUACAACAUAAAUAUGGAGUUUGUGAAAUUGUAAUUUUAUUAUGUGUGGAAAAUGUUAAUAAGUUAUUGUUACGAACUAUUAAAAAUAUAUUUGUAUAUAUUUAAAAGAAUAAAGUGAUAGA